AUGGCAGUUGGGAUACUGGAGGUGAAGCUUGUGAGUGCAAAGGGGCUUGGAGACACGGAUUUAUUGAGUCGUAUGGAUCCUUAUGUUCUGAUUCAAUACAAAGGCCAAGAGCGCAAGAGCAGCGUGGCUAGAGGGCAAGGCAGCAGUCCGGUGUGGAACGAGAGAUUUACAUUCAGGGCAGAGUAUCCAGGGUCAGGGGAGCAGUACAAGGUCACCCUCAAAAUCAUGGAUAAAGACACCUUCACUGCUGAUGACUAUAUAGGAGAAGCAUCGAUAUAUGUUAAGGAUUUAUUGGCACUGGGUGUGGAGAAUGGAACUGCUCAACUUCAUCCUCUUAAAUAUAGUGUUGUUCGUGCAGAUCGUACUUAUCGUGGGGAGAUUCAAGUUGGUCUAACUUUCACUCCAAGGGCAGAACAGCAACAUGAGGGACAAGAGUUUGGAGGAUGGAAGCACAGUGAUGCAUAUCCAUAG
Molecule: messenger RNA, 471 nt
Organism: Prunus armeniaca (apricot)
Lineage: Eukaryota; Viridiplantae; Streptophyta; Magnoliopsida; Rosales; Rosaceae
Source: the annotation of a GenBank genome assembly